AUGCAGGAAUUAGGAGACAUUCCGGAGUUUGAGGCUUGGAGUAGGGAUAUCCUCCAUUGGUUUGAGGGAGCUAGAGGUCCAGACACUGGUCCAGCUUGGAGGUGCAUUCGCUCAGUGCGUCUUCACUACACCAUCCUGAAAAAGCGGGCGAAACUGAGGCAGCUCGAGGAGUGGAGAUCUAAGUGGCUUCCAUGCUUCGGCAGAUUGGUAGGUGGCGAGAUUCGUUGGCAGUGGCACCCCCUGGACUCUGUUCUACGCAUGGACUGGGCCAGGGAGGUGUUUGAAAAGAUGCACAGCAAGGAUGUUGUUUCAUGGAACUCUCUCAUACUUGGAUAUGUGGAAAAUGGAGAUGGCCUGGCAGCCAUGGGCUUACACGCUAGAAUGGAUUGUCAGCCAGACUUCACAUAUGCAGCUGUGAUUAAGGCAUGUGGAAGCUUGGCUGAACUACAAGCUGGGAAAAAGAUUCAUGGCAGCAUGAACAGAGCUGAAGAGUGUUUCAACAACAUGCCCUCUCCAGAUAUAAUCUGCUGGAACUCAUUGCUGGGAGGAUAUAGUUCAUUAGGAGAUUCGACUCAAGUAUUCAGUCUGGUGAAGAAGAUUCAGAAGGCUGGGCUUAACAUUGAUGCCAUCACAUUCAUUUCUAUUCGCAUGGCUUGCAGCCAUGCAGGCCUGGUGGAAGAGGGGAAACAUUACUUCGAUUCCAUGACAGGAUUGGGCAUCAGGAAGAGUGUGGAGCACCAUAACUGUAUAGUCGACAUUCUUGGCCGAGCCAACAGACUUGAAGAAGCACUAGUAGUUGUGAACAGCAUGCCAGUUGGAGCUGAUGCUGUAACUUGGAGGAUUCUGCUCGGAUCCUGUAGGAAAUGGGGGAACGUGGAGAUUGGCAAGGUUGCAUUUGAGGCACUGGUGCAGGCUGUUGGCACAAAGGAAGAUGCAAGUGCCUACGUGCUGAUGAGUGAUCUCUACGGGAUCAUGAGUUCUAUAGACAAGUUUCUGUAG
Molecule: messenger RNA, 999 nt
Organism: Selaginella moellendorffii
Lineage: Eukaryota; Viridiplantae; Streptophyta; Lycopodiopsida; Selaginellales; Selaginellaceae
Product: pentatricopeptide repeat-containing protein At5g15300-like
Exons: 3
Coding region: 1-999 (332 amino acids)
Biological process (GO): RNA modification
Molecular function (GO): RNA binding; protein binding
Source: RefSeq, a predicted model, not a curated record